AAGGGAAUAAUGCUGAUUACGUGUUUACUUAAACUGGAGUAAGGGUUUACGAAGAACAAUAAGGUUUUCUCUCUCUCUCUCAUUCUCUCCUUGACUCCUUCGGUGGUAAAAUGGUGGCAAAGAAGGGCGGAGGUAGAGGCGGAGCCGAUGACGUGGAGGAGGAGCUCGCCCGUAUUCCCUUACAGGCCAUCGUGUUGGCAGAUAGCUUCACCACUAAGUUCCGUCCCAUCACUCUCGAACGACCCAAAGUGCUAUUACCGUUGGUUAAUGUCCCUAUGAUUGAUUAUACCUUAGCCUGGCUGGAAUCUGCUGGGGUUGAAGAGGUUUUCGUUUUCUGCUGUGCUCACUCUAAACAAGUGAUAGAUUAUCUGGAGGACUCCAAGUGGCUCGGGCAGCCAAACUUUGUUGUCACCACUAUAGAAUCACAUAAUGCUAUCAGUGCUGGGGAUGCUUUGCGUGUGAUAUAUGAACGAAAUGUGAUACACGGAGAUUUUGUCCUAGUUAGUGGAGAUACAGUUAGCAACAUGUCGCUUACAGAAGCAUUGAAGGAACACAAGGAAAGGCGAAGAAAGGAUAGCAAUGCUGUGAUGACCAUGGUCAUUAAGCAGUCAAAGCCAUCACCAAUCACUCACCAAUCUCGUCUGGGAACUGAGGAGCUUUUUAUUGCAAUUGAACCUGAAACGAAACAGCUUCUUUACUAUGAGGACAAGGCAAAUGAUACAAAAGGAUAUCUGUCUCUUGAGAAGGGACUGCUUGCAGAUAAUCCUUCUAUUUCCCUUCACAAUGACAAACAGGAUUGCUAUGUUGAUAUAUGCUCUCCGGAAGUUUUGAGUCUUUUCACCGAUAAUUUUGACUAUCAGCAUCUACGCCGUCAUUUUGUUAAAGGGUUGCUUCUUGAUGAUAUUAUGGGUUAUAAAAUUUUCACCCAUGAAAUUCACUCAAGUUAUGCGGCUAGAAUUGAUAAUUUCAAAAGUUAUGACACUGUUAGCAAGGACAUCAUUCAGAGAUGGACAUAUCCCUUCGUUCCUGAUGUCCAAUUUUUUGGAAAUUCUGCAACUAAACUUGAAAGGAGGGGUGUGUAUCGAGCAUCUGAAGUGAAACAGUCUCGUUCAGCAAAGAUUGGCCCUUUUACUGUGAUUGGGAAUAACACUAGUAUUGGCAACAACACGGAGAUUUCAAAUUCAGUUAUUGGGGAAGGUUGCAUAAUUGGAUCACAUGUUAAAAUAGAUGGUUGCUAUAUAUGGAACAAUGUUACCAUUGAAGAUGGAUGCAAAUUGAAGCAUGCAAUUGUAUGUGAUGGAGUGAUAAUGAAGUCAGCAGGAGUUUUGGAUCCUGGUGUUGUUUUGUCAUUCAAGGUUGUGGUUGGGCAGCAUUUUCUUGUUCCUGCAUACUCAAAAGUGUCUUUACUUCCGCAACCCAUAAAGCAAGAUAGUGAUGAGGAGCUGGAGUAUGCUGACAACAGCAGUGCAAUUUCAAGUACAUCGGACAAGAUGAAUGAGGAUACACGGACUGAACCAUUGAACUUGCAACAGUGUGCUGCAUUUCAGGUUGGCAAUGGAGGAGUUGGGUACAUAUGGUCAGUUAGUGAGUAUGGGCUCGAUGAUGAGUGGAAACAUUCGGUUGCACCAAUUCCUGCAGAUAAGCUUGUUGGGAUUACACAAACCCUUAUUGAUGAACUGGAUGUUCCAAAUUCAGAUGGGAAUAUUCUUCCGCCUUCCGGAGAAUUGGAACCCGACUCUGUGACUAAUGAUUCCAUUGAUGAUGCUGAAGAUAUUAGGGACGAGUCUGUAUUCUUUGAGAAAGAGGUUGAAGCAACUUUCCGAAGGGCUGUAGAAGAAAAUGUAAAGCUUGACCAUGUAAUCUUAGAAGUCAAUUCAUUACGGUUGUCAUCCAAUAUGGCCUCUGAAGAUUGUGCUGGUGCAUUGUUCUAUUCAAUUAUGAAAUUGGCAUUGGAUACUCCACACAAUUCACCUCUUGAACUGGUAAAAAAUGUAGCAACUGUAUUUACAAAAUGGGGAAAACUUCUGAAGUAUUAUUUGCCAAGCAUUGAUGAGGAGAUUGAAGUGAUAUUGAAAUUUGAAGAAUUGUGCUUGGAAUCUGCAAAGGAGUAUUCUCCUUUGUUUGCACAGAUAUUGCAUCAUCUUUAUGACAUAGACAUUAUCGAAGAAGAGGCUAUACUUAAGUGGGCUUCUGAGAAGGAAGAAGCAGAUGAAUCAGAUAAGGUUUUUGUCAAGCAGUCAGAAAAGUUAAUUCAGUGGCUCAUAGAAGCAUCUGAAGAGGAGGAUUGAGAUUCUUGUUAAGAUUAAGAUGUUCCCUGUAGACAUGCAUUUUAUCUUACAAUGCCAGCUGACUUCAAGGACUUGUACACGAGCUGCCAGAAUCCGCCGCCUUUGAGAGAUGGUACAAAUCAUAGAACCAAUUUUUUACUUGAAACCUUUUUCCAUGUACUGUUGGAUAUAGCAUAGGUCUGAUCUUAGUAUCUUUCAUUAAAACUCCCAUCUGCAUUUUUGUAGCUUUCAGUUUACUUGCUGAGUUGCUGUUGUAUUAUCGUUUAUAUUUUCUAUUGUCUGGAAGCCCAAUUUGGUCAGGUGUUUCUCUUGUUGAGAAUGGUUUUUUACUAGAUAAGCAGCUAUAGCUACCUGUAUGAAGGUAUACUUAAUCUUCAAUAGUUUUUUUUUUUU
Molecule: messenger RNA, 2681 nt
Organism: Ipomoea nil (Japanese morning glory)
Lineage: Eukaryota; Viridiplantae; Streptophyta; Magnoliopsida; Solanales; Convolvulaceae
Product: translation initiation factor eIF-2B subunit epsilon-like
Exons: 15
Coding region: 111-2288 (725 amino acids)
Biological process (GO): biosynthetic process
Cellular component (GO): eukaryotic translation initiation factor 2B complex
Molecular function (GO): translation initiation factor binding; guanyl-nucleotide exchange factor activity; translation initiation factor activity
Source: RefSeq, a predicted model, not a curated record